AUGGCCAGGAAAAAGUCGAGAUCCAGCAAGUCUGGGUCGCGCGAUGCACCCAGCUUUGAGAUUGACGAGAAACAAAAGGUCGAUGCCAUCGAAACGUACGACGACGUCGCCGAGUCGGAGGACGAGUUUUACGCGAAACAGGACAAGAUUCUUUUCGACGAUGACAAUGCUGGCCGUGGUUCGCGCAGUGCUGUUGCCCAUGAAUUUAGCGAUGAAGAGGUCAUGGGUUUGGAGACUUCGUCGGAUGACGACGAAGAGGACGUUAUCUCAGACGACAGCAGCGACAAUGAAAAACAACCGUUAGACGAACAGGAAAUGUUUGAUCAACAAGGCUGGGGUCAUUCACGCAAAGCGUACUAUGGCGGUGAGGACGGUGAGCCAGAGGCAGAUGAAUUCUCGUCCGGAGAUGAGGAAGUCGACACGAAGAUGGAAGAACGCGAGGCUUUGCGUUUACAAAAGAAACGUCUGCAGCGUUUGUCUGAAGAGGAUGCCAUGGAUGACUUGAGCGGCUGGAACGACAAGGCUGCUUCCCAAGACUCUGCAGCUAUUGACGAUAACAGUGUUGCUGCAAUUGAACAGCUUGGCCAAUCCAUCUCGCCUGAGACUCCGGUUUCUGAGCUGAAGCGUAUUCUCAAAGUUAAGCAUCCUGAAUUUGAGCUGUUUGCGCAAGAACUUAAAACCUUACGACCACGUUUGGAUGAGCUGCAGCAGCAAAGACACGAUGCUCCCGAGUCACGGCUUCUCGAAGCCCAGUGCACAUCUUUGGGUGCAUACGUCGCUUCUCUUAUUUUCUAUUUUGCAUUGCUUAAAUCAGGAGAAGAUGAUGUGAAGAGUCAUCCCCUCAUGGUUGACUUGGUUCGCUGUCGUGAAACCUGGAAGCGUUUUGAAGGUCUUAAGGAAGAGGAGGAGAGCGAAGAAGAAGAGCUUGAUGCGGAAGCCGAAAUUGAGCAACCUCAAAGUGAUGACGAGGCAGAAGAUGAAGGCGUUGAAGUGGACGCUUUUGACGAAGAAGAAGAGGCCGGAUCUGAUGCUUCAUUCGCUUCUGAUGCGUCUGAGUCUAUUGAAUCCAAGUUCCGUCAAGCAAAGGCAGCCAAAGGCAAACGCAAGAAUGCUUUGGUGGUCGAUGACUUUGGUGAAAAUGACGAAUUGGAUGAAUUGGAUGCGGAGGACAAAAUACAACGCAAGCGGACACUGCGCUUCUACGCUAGCCAGAUUGAUCAAAAGGCCGCCAAAAGAUUGCGGGCUCAAGCAGAGCAAACGGGUGAUACAGACCUUCCUUUCAAGGAGCGUCGUUUUGAGCGUCAACAGCACUUGGAUGAUGUGGAUCCUGAGCAAGAGCAGCUGCCCAUCAACGCCGAGCGUCCCGAUCUGGAUGAAGAUGCACUCGCAUUUUACGACUCUCUCGCUAAAGACAAACGGGCAGCCAAACAGACCAAGAAGGCCGAGCACGAUUCAGAGCGCGACCUUGUGCGUGCUAUGCGGCAUCCCGAGUUGUUAUCGGUCGAAGAUGGUGAGAAGCGUGGCAUUACUCGGGACAUCGAAAAGAACAAGGGUCUUACACCCUUCCGUGCCAAAAUCAACCGCAAUCCUCGUCUCAAAAAGCGCAUGCGCUACGAGAAGGCCAAGAAAAAGCUUGCAAGCAAGAAGGCCAUUUUCAAGGGCGCACCCACACAUGGUUACAUGGGCGAACAAAGCGGUAUCAAGGCUGGUCUUGUCAAAAGUAUCAAGUUUCAUUAA
Messenger RNA from Schizosaccharomyces japonicus yFS275, 1737 nucleotides. Its product is annotated as U3 snoRNP-associated protein Utp3. Gene Ontology annotation, cellular component: nucleus. NCBI's taxonomy places the organism in Eukaryota, Fungi, Ascomycota, Schizosaccharomycetes, Schizosaccharomycetales, Schizosaccharomycetaceae. The record is from RefSeq and is a predicted model, not a curated record. Bases 1 to 1737 code for a protein of 578 amino acids. The transcript has 2 exons.